Molecule: messenger RNA, 405 nt
Organism: Talaromyces stipitatus ATCC 10500
Lineage: Eukaryota; Fungi; Ascomycota; Eurotiomycetes; Eurotiales; Trichocomaceae
Exons: 2
Coding region: 1-405 (134 amino acids)
Source: RefSeq, a predicted model, not a curated record
AUGACCCCUACAGAAGAAGCUGUACUCCGGGGUUGGGUCUUCUCACUAGAGCGCCGUGGCGUUCCGCCUAGGCAGCAUAUGCUCCAUGAAAUGGCAAAUAUUUUGCUAGCUCAAAGAGAUCCUACCAAAAUACCUGAGAAGCGACAACCGGAUCUCAAGGCUAAAUUCGCACGCCGAUUAUCCUAUUCUAGAGCUCUUUGUGAGGAUCCAGUCGUUAUUGGUGGCUUUUUUGAGGAGAUCAAGCAGCUCAAAGAGGAAUAUGGGAUUGCCGAUGAAGAUAUAUACAACUUUGACGAGACAGGGUUCGCCAUGGGGAUCUCUUCUACAGCAAAAGUUAUAUGCAGCUCAGAUCGUUCAGGAAAACCUAGCUGUUGGUUUAACUACGGUCCGUAUCACGAAGCAUAG